Messenger RNA from Varanus komodoensis (Komodo dragon), 4877 nucleotides. It is a transcript of the gene HSPA13, whose product is annotated as heat shock protein family A (Hsp70) member 13. The record is from RefSeq and is a predicted model, not a curated record. Gene Ontology annotation, cellular component: cytoplasm; nucleus; plasma membrane. NCBI's taxonomy places the organism in Eukaryota, Metazoa, Chordata, Lepidosauria, Squamata, Varanidae. The coding region runs from base 93 to 1517 and encodes 474 amino acids. The transcript has 5 exons. Gene Ontology annotation, molecular function: ATP hydrolysis activity; ATP-dependent protein folding chaperone; heat shock protein binding. Gene Ontology annotation, biological process: protein refolding; cellular response to unfolded protein; vesicle-mediated transport.
AAACCGGUAAACGACCCAGGAAGCCGGUUAGGGCCACGCAGCGUAGCAGUCGGGCUUUCAUAGGAGCAGGCCGGGCCGACGCGUUGCCGGAGAUGGCCGGAGAAAUGACGGUGCUGGGUUCUGCUGUUUUGACACUCUUGUUAGCUGGAUAUCUGGCCCAACAGUAUUUGCCUAUGCCAACACCAAAAGUAAUAGGGGUUGACCUUGGCACUACAUACUGUUCAGUUGGCGUCUUCCUUCCUGGCACAGGGCUGGUAAAAGUGAUUCCUGAUGAAAAUGGGCACAACAGCAUCCCGAGCAUAGUGUCAUUCACUGAGAAAGAUGUUUAUGUGGGAUAUGAUGGGCUCGAGCUGGCUGAUGCCAAUCCACAAAACACUGUGUAUGAUGCCAAGAGGUUUAUAGGGAAGAUCUUCACGCCAGAAGAACUCAUAAAUGAAAGCAGAAGAUACCCAUUUAAGAUCAUUAACAACAAGGGAGCUGCUGAAUUUUCUGUUGCAACUAAUGAGACAUACAAUGUAACACCAGAAUAUAUUGGUUCUCAGCUUCUUUUGAAAUUGAAGAGGAUGUCAGAGGAUUACCUUGGAAUGCCAGUUUCAAAAGCAGUUAUUUCAGUGCCGGCUGAGUUUGAUGAAAGGCAACGAAACUAUACAAUUAAGGCAGCUAGCCUUGCAGGUCUGGAAAUACUGCGGGUAAUUAAUGAGCCCACUGCUGCAGCAAUGGCAUACGGUCUCCACAAGGCGGAUGUGUCUAAUGUUUUGGUAGUAGAUCUAGGUGGAGGAACACUGGAUGUUUCUUUGCUGAACAAGCAAGGAGGAAUGUUUCUGACGAGAGCGAUGGCAGGUAACAAUAAACUUGGAGGACAGGACUUCAAUCAACGGUUGAUCCAAUACCUGUAUAAUGAGAUCUAUCACACAUAUAGCUCUCUGCCCUCCAAAAAGGAAGAAAUACAUAGACUCAGGCAGGCUGUAGAAGCCAUUAAACUAAACCUGACAAUUCAUAAUUCUUCCACAAUCAGGAUUGCUCUUACUAUGCCAGAGAAGGAACAAUCUGAAGAUGUACAAGAAGAGAAGACGAUAUAUAAUCAGCAUGAAAAUGCACACUCAGAAAUAGAACCUGUGAUGAAAGAGAACAGGAGGGACAGCUUUUCAGAAACACAGACCAAUGCUUGGAAAAAAGUUCUCUUUGAAAUGGAAAUUUCCCGGAAACUCUUUGAGACAUUAAAUGCGGACCUUUUUGAGAAGAUCCUUGUACCCAUCCAGCAGGUAUUGAAAGAAGGACAUCUACACAAGACAGAAGUAGAUGAGAUUGUAUUAGUUGGAGGUUCCACCCGAAUUCCAAGAAUACGUAAAGUGAUUACAGAAUUCUUUGGGAAGAAACCCAACACAUCUGUUGAUCCAGACCUUGCAGUGGUAAUAGGGGUGGCUAUCCAGGCAGGAAUUGUUGGAGGAUCUUGGCCUCUUCAAGUUAGUGCUGUGGAAAUCCCAAACAGGCAUUUACGAAAGACAAAUUUCAACUGAGCUUCAGUGUUUAUAUUCCAUUCCAUUGUUUUUAGUUCCAUUACUUAAGCAGCGUAUGUCCUAACUUAAUUCCAUUUGCAUGUUGUUGGACUGUUCGGUGCACUUAGUUCAUUCCUUUCCUGCUUAAGGGAUUAGAAAUUUAAAAUUGAAAAAAAAUGUUUCUGUUUGAGCUACAAGAAUAUGUGAGCUCAUUUGUGAAAGAAUGCCAAUGAUCAGAAGCAUUGCUUCUGAAGCAUGAUUUUAUUUUUUUCCCUAAUCUAAUAAUCGACAGAACCUCAAUACUUCAUUACUUGAAAUGGAAUGAAAUAAUUUUAGAGUAAUGGUGGAUAUAGUGUUGACAUUGUAUCCUGGCAUUCCCAGGAGUUUGUAUUGACUGCCUGGCCUGGCCUGGCAUGUAGCAGUAUUAAUGCAGAUAGCACAGCUGAACUUCAACUUAAAUGGUGUUUAAGAGCACUUUUCUCAAUGUUUUCUUCAAACCUGAAUAUUAUCAUUUCCUGUUUAAUAUGCUAACAGCAGUAGCUAUGGUGAGUCAUUAAUAUUGGGGUACCCCCUAAAUAUUUCUCUGAUGUAGUAAAGGGCAAUGGUUAUGUAUGGUGACUCCCAAUGUAGAGAUGGAUGCUAAUAGCUGAAUGCAUGUUACCAACUGGAAUUUUCACAUAUUGUGUAACUUAACCUCAUUCCCUUACAGCUGUUUAGGACUUCCAUUUCUUUCUGCCCCAGCCAGCAAGGCCAAUGAUCAGGGAUGAUAAGAGUUGUACUUCAAAACAUCUGGCAGGCAAUAGGUUGGAGAAGGCCAUGCUAUUGAUUACUGUAAUAUGAAUGAGCCUUAGCCUUGUACAUUCUCUUCUUUUCUUAGGACAAGGCUGUGAGGAUUCAAAAGUCCACUCCCAUUUUCAGUUAUCCAUAAUUUAGUGUAAUGCCUGAAACUGGUUAAUCUUAACUAUGGUUUACUGAAACAAGCCAGCUUCAUAAACCAUUGUUUGAAGUUAACCUGCUUCAGUAAACCAGUAUUUGUCCAUGUUUGGCCACACUAAAGGAAAAAGAAGUUAGCUCAUGUACCACUAAACCAUACUUUAUGGUAGUGUUCAAAUGAAUCCAAUAUAUUUGAUGGGGUUUUACUGCUAAAGUCUAUUUAUAAUGCUAGUAACUCUAUCCAUGCUUCAUGAAGCUUUCUGUUCGUACACUUUAGAGCAGUCUUUUUUUAACCACUCCUUUAAAAAAAACUUUGAAAUAAGUUUAGUGCUUUGAUAGAAGGUGUUGAAGAGAAAUGUAAGAUUUUUUGAAAGGGGAACGUUCUAUUACUAAUGACAACAUUGGUAUUUUCAAGCUGUUUAUGUUGGUCAGCAGUAUGGAAGUAAACAUUUCAUUGUUUACUGUUCAUUUUGGGUUUGCUUCUUAGUUUGCAGUAAGAGACAUACGGAUUAUUCUGUAAUUCAGAUGUCAAAUAUUCACACCAAUUGUUGCGCUGUAAAUGUAAGCAAGGUGGAGUGUUCCUGGUAUUCAUCCACAUGGCCAACUGUAUGAACCAGGCAGUCUGAUAUGUGAGUGUGAGCAAUUUUCCUGAUUCUGCUUGAUAGAAAAUUUGCUUACAUAAUUGGAAGCAGUUACAAGCAUGGUAUUUGACCACACAGGCACUAUGUCAAAACAGUGUGAGGACCAUUUCUACGUAAAGGAAAACUUAUUGUACAGAGUGGCCUAAUAUAUAGAAUGGGCACAUUGCUGAAACUUGGGUAUCCUUUCAUUAUUCAAAAAGUUUGUAUUGGUUGAAAGGAGGGUUUUUCUAAAUACUGGAAAGGGGUGUGUUUUCAAGGAGAAUUGAAACUGCUAUGUGUAAAGCAGAAUAUCAUUUUGUGAUCUGUUCCAUAGUCACUGUGUACAUAUCACAUACUAUAUUAUGUUCUAAGAAUUCAAGGAGCUUUAGACUGGUUCCUUCUCUCCAUCCUGCAAAGUUCCCAUUGAACAAGGCAAAUCACUUUUAAAAUUGAGGAGACUUUCAAAAUCAUUUUGUGAUAAAUGGGUAUUCUGAAUUCUUAGGUGUCAGCUAAAAAUACCAAAGAUUCCACUGGCUGUUGUGUAAGCCUAGCUGUAUCAAUGGAUUUGGUCCUUCCUGUCUUAUUUAUGAUUGAAAGUAGCCACCAAGUCAUUUUAAUGGGACCUUAUUUUUAAAAACUGCAUAGCAUCAAGAGUGGAGCUAAAUAAAAGGAGAGUGUAGAUGGCAGAUUAUUGAAAAUGGUUGAAGAAAAUAUAAACCUUAUUCAGGUUGAGUGGAUCUCUUCUCAGUAUCUGUAGAAAUAUAUAGACAAAUAUAAAUUGCAUUUUUCUCAUGAACAGAACGUGCAUGAGAUCUUUAACCUUUUGAUCUUGCCAAUAAAAGGCCAACUCCUUUUGGUUAAACUGGUAGCAAUGCUUCACUAUAUUGCUGGGGUAAGGAUCAUACUUUUUGCUCAUUUAGCAAAAAGAAAAAAGCUUUGCCUUGCAGAGCUUAUUGUAAAUGCUGUUUCUCAGUUAAUUUUUAUUUAAAACUGAGAACAUGGCAUUGUCAAUGGAGGAUGUUAUGUAGCAAGAGAAGAUACAAGCUAAACUUCAAAACUAGGUCAAUUUUAAGUUUUAAAAAAUGAAGCAUACUUCAGACUUACAGUCUGGGAAUAAAUUUUUAUCUCAAAUUCACAUUGCUUGGAAACCAAAAUGCCUUCUUGGAAGUUUCUGAAAAAGAAAAAUUGAACUAUUCUUGGUAGCACUGCUUCUACAGGACUACUUAAAAUGCUGUGGUGCAAAUGGCAGCUUACACAGGCAUAGUUGAAGCCGACUUCUCUGCACAUAAAGCAAACUCAGUUAUCCUUUAUUAAAUGAGGCUGGGCAGGCUUCCCAGCAUCCUUAACUCCAAGGUUCUGAGAUGCUGUACUAGAAGUUACUGCUGGUGCAGUAACUUGUAGAAUUUGACCAGAGAUUAACAGGUUUUCACCUUAAUGGAGGUUUAGAAAGAAUUUAGAAUUUUGCAAAGAAAGUAGUAUAUUUUGGGCAUUACUUCAGAGAGAAAACUUUCUGAAAAUACAUGUGACCAUAUUUUUGACAUGCAAUGGAAUAAUAAAAUGUUAUUCAAUAUAAUCAUUGACUUUUAAAAAAACCUUAUACAUUCAAAUUGUUCUCAUGCGUUCCUAUAAAAUUAAUCAAUGAAAAGACAACUUCUAUUUGUGUAUCUAUUUUAAUCCUUGCUAUCUCUUGCUGCUGCUACUGUAUUGUGGUACAUAAAAUGGGUUGCAGACUGAUUGAGAGAUGACUUUUCUGGCUGGAAACAAAUUUUAUUGGAGAUUAUUUACAAAACAGUCUUUUUGUAUUAUAAUAAAGUACUUUUUAUUGGUA